AUGAAGGCUCUCUCGGUUUUUGUUCCAUUGGUGUUGGCAUCGCUGGUGUUGAUUCAUCAAAACAGUGGUGCCUUCUUGAAAUUAACGAAUCUAGUAUGUGAAUCCUCAAAUCAAUCAUGGGUCAGAUUCGAUCACUGUCGCUUAAAGGCGAUCAAUCGCAACAAAACAGUUGCAAAUAUAAACGCCACCUUUCUAGCACCAGCCACUGACAUCUCGCUAAGAUUACAAAUACAAAAGAAAGCUAAUGGUUACAAGCCAUGGUUGUUUGACGUCACAAUCGAUGCUUGCAAGUUUGUUCGAAAUAGGAACAAUCCAUUUGCUAAAGUAAUUUGGAACCUUUUCAGGAACUAUUCCACGGCCAACCACACCUGUCCCUAUGUGGGCUUGCAAAGGGUCAAGGACUUCCAUCUGACACCAGAAAAGGUGCCCCUUCCACUCCCAACGGGAGAAUAUGCACUUUUGAUGACUUGGACUCUGAACCAGGAAGUGACUUUUGUUACAAAUGUAUAUUUCACAUACACGGAGGACUUCUAG
Scaptodrosophila lebanonensis is the source of this 534-nucleotide messenger RNA. RefSeq lists its product as uncharacterized. NCBI's taxonomy places the organism in Eukaryota, Metazoa, Arthropoda, Insecta, Diptera, Drosophilidae. The record is from RefSeq and is a predicted model, not a curated record. The transcript is spliced from 3 exons. The coding region runs from base 1 to 534 and encodes 177 amino acids.